AAUCUCUGAAUCAGGAAAUGGGCAUUUCUUAAUGGAGAUACUACAUGCUCGAAGCCAGAUAGAAAAUAGUUUAAUCUCCACCGGGAUUUGAUCAAUAAUAUGCUUUGGAACAGAGUAGAGAAUAAAUAAGUUUUUAUGUUUUCUUCAACUUUGCAUUAAGGCCAAUCUCUAAACAUCACACAGUUUUACCGCUCUUGCAGUCUCAAUGCAGUAAGGAAGACAAGAUGAUCCAAGUGAACGACUGCCGCUGUGAAAAGAUCAUCAAGAAAACUUUGAAAACCAGCUGUUUGGACUUCAAAGGCUUUUUUCAAGUUGUUCAAAAGGAAUUUUCUGUCCCUUCAAAUGAUUCAUUUGUGUUGACCACAACUGACAGAAUAAUAGUGGAUGCUGAUAAAUUUGAAAAACUGAAAGAUGGCACAACCCUCUAUCUGCUGCGAAAAAUGGACCAAGUCCUGCCAGCUUCAAUCGAGGAAGAGAUCAAUUUUGUUCCUCACUACAACACACUGAUUGAAAGUGGGACAAAUGAGUACUUUAUUGAGGGCCAGAAAUCACUGCCCUGCGCUCUUGCUGAGCUGGUGGACAAUGCUCUUUCAGCCACAGCAAAAAACACUGAAGUCAAGAGUAUAGAGAUAAGGCUGAUUUUCAACAAAACAUUUGGGAAACCUGCUGUCAUUGUCUUGGAUAAUGGGUGUGGGAUGACCUUCAAGCAGCUCAAUAACUGGGCCAUUUACAGACUCUCUAAGUUCACAAGGGAAAACGGCACAUUUGAAAGUGAAGGAGAGGGAUAUGUUCAUCCUGAUCAUGUACCUCGCAGUCUCAACAGUGACAUUUCCUUUUUUGGAGUUGGAGGAAAACGAGCGGUUUUCCACAUGGGGAAUGCUGUCAGAAUGAUCAGCAGACCUACAGGCUCUCCAGAUGUUCAUGAGCUGGUUCUAUCAAAGGACGAAUUCCAGAAAAAGGAGCAGAACAACGAGGACGUUUACAGAAGCAAAAUUCUACACAGGAUGCCUGGUGACUUCUCACACAUAACUGAUGAUGAGCAAUUUCUUCAUACCAUCAUCGCUGAAGAAACUGGGAAAAAGAGCUUCACUGUGGUUGUGAUCACAGGAAUCUUUCAGGAGCACAUCGAUUACCUGAAAAAUAACUUUAAGGAGUGGACCAGAGAGCUAGCUCACAUUUAUCAUUACUACAUUCAUGGGGUCAAUGGAAACUGCAAAACAGACAUCUCUCAAAAAUCAGACAACCUCCCAAGAAUUGACAUUCUUGUGACUUUGUGUGCUUCCAAAAACCCACAAAAGAUUAAUCUCAGACAAGUGAAAGACGACAUGCAGACUCUAUUCAUAAAUGCAGCCAAAGACACAUUUGAGUUCAGGGCCACCACUCCAGACAACGGUAUUGUGGAGGGUGUCCUUCGAUAUCAUCCGUUCCUCUAUGACAGGGAGACCUACCCUGAAGAUCCAUAUGUCAAUCAAGCGCCUGGUGAGGAUGAUGAUAAUAAUGAAAGGGAGUCUGGAGACACAGGUCAGGCAAGAGGAAGGAGGGACAUUUUUGAGUGUUUCUGGAAUGGACGGCUCAUCCCUUACACCACCAUUCCUGGAUUUGGCUGGUGCCAAAAGAAAGGCUCAAGAUUACCAGCGGAGUGCUAUAGCCGCUUUUCUGGGGUGCUUUUCACUGAUGGCAAAUUUCGCGUCAGUGCAACCAAGCUGAAAUUCAUGGAACUGGAGAAGCAGUUGGAGAAACCGGACACACAUUUCACCCCCGCUUGUCCUAUUCAGAAAUCCCCAAGAAGAGGGGACAUUCAGAAACAGUUUACACAGUGGCUUCAAAACUGUCACGAGACGCUCGACAAACAGGUGAAGUUUAUUGACUACAAAGAAACUGUGACACGACCAGAAGUGGAGACCAAGAAAAAGCAACAUCCCUGGGCAGUUUUCUCCUCUAUCGAGCAACAUGGCAGAAGAUACAAUGCAGGGGACAUUGUAAAGUUUCAGAAGGCACCACAAAAUAUUUAUGGUACAGUGUUAAAAUUCUUUCUGUAUGGAGAGCAUAAAGGAGACGUGUUUGCCACAGGCGGAGAAGUGGAAAUCAAACGUGAGCCUGAAGGACUUUAUGAAGAGAUCACCAAGGUCAUACCCAUUGCUAAGAUCGACAGGACUGCCACAGAUGAAAGCAUCAAAAAACACAUUGAGAAUGAAAGGAAGAAGCUCCCAGAUUGCCUAAAAGUUGAAUGGCCAGAGGACAAUGACUUGCUUGAAAAUGCUGUCUUGCCUGCUGGCACGCCAAUAGGACCUAUUAAAGUUGAAAUUCUAAACAGUGAUGGAGAUUCCAUUUCAUCAAGGAUUCAGACAGGGACCCACGUGAUACAGCUGAAUGUUUCACUCAAGGUGGUGUUUAAUGGUGCUACAGAAGACGAGGUUCUUUUUCUUACUGCCCCCUAUAUCACUAAGAAAGGACAUUUUUUCACAACAAUUGGAAACUUGCGCAGUUUGGGGAAGUACACACUGACUCUAAAUGCUGUGUUAAAUGACAUUACCACAGUCUACGGUGGCAGAGAGCUUCCAAGAUACAAGCAAGAGUUUAGAGUCAAAGAGGGAAUCGCAGAGAGCUUUUCUAUUGGAGAGUUUAGUUCCUCUUUACGUGUGGGAGUGCCAUUUGACAUUCCUCUGCACAUGAAAGACUGUUAUGACCAUCCAACAAUACCUCCCAAUUACAAACCUACUCUUCAAAGCAGCGGUCUGGAACUGAGUUAUGAGACGACAACUUACAGUGCGGUCUUGUUAACCAUCCGAGGUGUCAAAGUCAAGGGAAAAGUCCCAAACUCUGCCUCAGUCAAGAUUUAUGACCUGAAAGUGACAUUGCCUGGGCUUAAACAUGAUACGCAGACUGUGAAAAUCCCUCUUCAUCCUGGAAAUCCCCAUUCACUUUUUGUGAAGUCAAAAACAAACCCAGUGGAAGUGGAGAAUGGAAACCCGGUGAGUUUUAAGAUUGAAGUCCAUGAUGAGGCUGGGAACAUCACUUGCAUCCCCAGACUGAAAGUUCAGUGCCAGAUUCCUGGGUUCCCUUUGGUGUUGAAAGACUGCAGCGCAGGAAAAGCUGAGCUUGUGACAAAGCCUGUAAAGCAAAAAAUUAUCAAUGGAGAGCAGCAAAAACUUAAAGCUAGAUUUGAAAUACCUAGUCAGAAGCAGGUUGCACCAGAGACUAGAGAGCUGAUUGUUAUGCCCAGCAAGCAGAUCUCGCGGAUGGAGCUUUUCUCCCAGGGCGAGGAAGAGCUGGUGUUGAAGAACAAUGAAAUGAUAACGUGGAGAGCCGGAGCAGUGCUGAAAAAGUUGUUUUAUAAGCUGUAUGAUGAGGCUGGAAGAGAGUUCCCAAUCACUCCUGAAAUUGCCUCCAAUAUUCAGGUCACAUGGGGAACAGAUUUUAAUCAGAAAGAUCUGAUAAAUGGCAGGCUACCAGAUCUACAGAUUCCCACCCAUGUGGAUGAAGAACACUUCUACCAGGUCUCCUACCAGGAAAAGAAAAAUGUGUCUUUCUGCUUCAAAAUUGUACCUUGUCCUGAUGAACCAGCAGAGCUAAAGGCAACUCUGCCUCAAAGCAUUCUGAAACUUGGUGAAACCUUAUCUGGAGACAUCAAGUUGGAACUUGUGGACCAGUAUUUUAAUGUAACCAAGAAGUUGACCUCCACCUGUGGGAAAUCCUUUUCUGCAGAAGCCGAAGGUCUUGACAAAUCAAGUAUUGACUUCAAAUGGAAAGAGAGCUGCAGUUGUGUUGUGGCGAUAGGAGUCCGUUUCGACUCAGGGUCUCCUGGACCCAGAGUGAUUUGCUUCCGCUACAAAGAUUAUAAGAAAAAUGUUGUCCUUGAAGUGACAGCAGGAGUUCCUUCCCAAAUUAAACUGGUCAGCAGACUGGAGAAGCCCUUGCAGGUUUUGAAUGGUCAUGAUAUUCCCACACCAUUCCUUCUCCAGCUGUGUGAUGAGUGGGGGAAUCCUUCUCCAGACAAGAACAUGCAUGUUGAGAUAAAACCUUCUCCUGUGACACUAAAAUUGACAACAGAGGUUUUACCUCCCGUGGACACAGAAGAGAAGACCUGUAUCAAAGUUAAUUGUGUAGAAGGAUCAAUAGGGUGUUAUGCGCUGGAGUUUAAAGGUUACAUAAAUGGUAAAUCCAUUGCUGGUCCAUCAGUGAACCUCACUCUCCUCCCUGAUCCCAACAAACCUGUUAGACUCUCAGUGGACUUUGACAAAAAUGCCAAGUUUUUUGCUGGAGGCAAAUUUCCAGUUUUCUCAGUGACAGUGAUUUCUGAAGAAGGGAGUCCGAUGACAGCUUUUAAACGUGCAGAUCUGUCCAUGUUGCUAUGGGAGGGACCACCAUCAAUGCGUCCUACAAUGGUCACUGAUCUAAAAUACAAAACACCUGUUGAAAAUGAGAGGAAGGACUGUUAUGAAUUCAGAGAAGAAGAAAUCCCAACGUGUGUUGGGGAGUACACUGUAGAGUUUUCUCUACAAACCAACAAAACAGAUGAUCAUCUUAGCUGUCAGAUCAGUGUAACAGUUGUGGCCAACGAACCCAUCAAACUAGAACCCGACUAUCAACAACAAACUCCAGUUGUUUUCUACUGUACAGACAUUGCCAAUCGAAUCUUGGUUGAAAACAUGACUUUGAAGAUAACAGAUCAGUUUGGAAAUUCAGCCGGGCAGAACCUGAAUGGAACUGUGUUCAUCUCAAUAAAGUGUCCUGAAGAAGAAAGAAACAGAAGCCUCCCUCUGUUUGAUGGAAAAACUAACACCAUUUCAAUUAAGCUAAAAGAAGGAAGUGCCCUCAUCAAUAGUUUAGCGAUCAUGGAGAACAGUCCUGGUGACAAUGGAAGCAGAUAUAUUCUCCACUUCAAGCCAGAAGUGACAAAUCCUCCCACAUCUCUGAGUCCCUUUGAACUGCCCUUCCACUUUUACAACGAUGCUGAGAACCAACAAAAAAAAAUUCAACUGAUGAAGAAGAAGGAUGAACUGACUGAGGCUAUUAAAAAAUGCAAUAAAAACUUUGAUACAAUUAGUAAAAAAAAGGAUUUUCUUAAAAAAAAUGUCGAAGUCUCAACAAGGAAAGAAGUUUCUCUCAGAAAUGAGCUGAAUGAAAGAGGCAUAAAAACAGAACACCGAUUAUCAAUUGAAGAUAGUAAAAAAUGCCUAGAGCAGAAGAAAUCUGAAGUGCAAAGAAUAGAGAAAACGCCAAGAAGAACCUUUUCCGUUCAUAGAGAAUUCAGCAGGCCUGACGUUCUUGGAAUGGUUGGUGAACUGGCCUUUGUUGCUGAUGAAAAUGUUGCAAGGGUCAUCUCCUGGCUCCUGCAGGGAGACAUGGACUGUGUCAUCACCACAACGACAGCAGCAGCUCAGAAACUCUAUGAAGACACACAGGGCAAUCAGCAGGUCAUGGCCCUUGAUAGUAUUCUUGUGCAACAGCAAGACAGACCCCUGCCACACAUACAAAACCGUCAAGAACUUUUUAAACCUUCUGGAAACCCAACCUUUGCCAGGAAACACCUGAUUUAUCGUGACAAACAGCUGAGUUGUGAUCGCAAUAAUCUGAUAACAGUGUUUAAGAACCUCCUUGGUGACACGAUUGUGAUGGAUGACUUAUUUUCCGCCACCAACUACAGAAAGGCACUUGUGGACAAGCGUAUACAGUGUCCCACCAUAUUGACCCGAACAGGGGAAAGAGUCAGUAACAAGGGCAAAUUUGGAGGUGCACAGAAUAGAGCGCCAUCGAUUGACAAGCUGAAAGUCUUUGGAGCUCCUCUACCAGACAGUUACGAAGAACUGAAGAAACAAAUAGAUGUGCUUCAUCGGUACUGUGCAGCAGUGGAAGAAAUAGAAAAAGCAGAAAAGGAUCUUAAUCACCAUUGCCCAAAAUGGGUGGAUGAAAUGCUCCAGGCAAAAAUACAGAUGAAUGCGAUGGAUGAGGAACUAGAAAAGAUUAACAAACAACUUGCAUCAGUGCCAGUGAGAGGAGGAAAACGUGCUUCUGGAAACUCUGAGGAGUCACCUAGCAUCGCUUCAAAACGUCAAAGAAAGAGAUCCAUGGAUGAGCCAGGAUCAUUUUCUGAAAUGAACUAAAGUUUAACUUUGAAUUUUAGUAAAAAGCAUUUUUUUUCCAUCAUACUGAUGAGUUCUUAACUCCCUCCUUUUUCAUGUUGUGAUUUUAAAAAAAGUCAAAAAUGAUCACUGAAUCAGCUUAAAGAGGUAUCUGCUUAUACUAGUGUUUGGACUUGUUUUGAUGUAGGAGACACUGAUACAUAUUUAUUUUUCUGUGCCACCUGUUAAAAGUCCUUGAUAGCUCAUCUCUGUUCCUUUUUUAUCUCUGAAAUGUCAAGAUUGGCAGCCAAUUUUUCUUUUGUUUUAUUGUCUUAUGUAUGUUAAUGGGGCAAUAUUAUGUAACAUCUACUUUUUUAUAUGUUUUUUAUAUGUUAUUUCCUCAUCAAAGAAAUUGUAAAUUACAAAGUCAAAUUUAUUUUAAGUCAUAUUUGAUAUAUGUAUCAGUUUUAUAACAACUUAUGUCAACAUGUUGAAUGUGCUGUGGACAAUGUAUGCCUGGAAAAUACAAAAUCGUGCCUCUUUAAAUUUUAAAUAAUAUAUUUUUUUAGUUCUUUAAUAAUUUAAAAUACAAUUUCAAUACAUCGGACACGACACGUUUCAUGUGUUGAUUUGAAAGAUAAUAUUUAACUUAA
This is a messenger RNA of Xiphophorus hellerii (green swordtail), 6715 nucleotides long. RefSeq names its product structural maintenance of chromosomes flexible hinge domain-containing protein 1-like. Gene Ontology annotation, molecular function: protein binding; ATP binding. The coding region runs from base 225 to 6104 and encodes 1959 amino acids. The transcript is spliced from 47 exons. Lineage: Eukaryota; Metazoa; Chordata; Actinopteri; Cyprinodontiformes; Poeciliidae. The record is from RefSeq and is a predicted model, not a curated record. Gene Ontology annotation, cellular component: chromosome. Gene Ontology annotation, biological process: double-strand break repair; chromosome organization.